This is a messenger RNA of Echinostoma caproni, 1074 nucleotides long. The record is from the annotation of a GenBank genome assembly. NCBI's taxonomy places the organism in Eukaryota, Metazoa, Platyhelminthes, Trematoda, Plagiorchiida, Echinostomatidae.
UUAGUCCGGCAAGAAGCAUUACGCGAAUAUGCAUCUCGAUUAUUCGAUGCGAUGCGCCAUAAUGAAACACUACAAAUGAUUAGCCAAGGCAUUGCUGAACCACUGAUCCAACAGGCUACUUUCAGUCUUAUCCUGGCUGAGGCGAAAGAUUCAUUUAUUCACGCCUGGCUUACUCACCAAGAGGCUGCAGAUCAUCAGCUUCGUCGAAAGCAUCCCAUUUUGUAUCACAUUGGGGAGUGGCGAUCGCGUCAGUUGACAAGACUGCAACAACAGUAUCUCGAGCGCUUGUUUAAAUCUCCCACUCCUUUUUUUCUUUCUUUUAUGCGUCCAAUUUCACUGCUCCAUCGACUGGUUGAAAAUUCACAGACUCACAAGUUUGAUGUUCACGAAUUCGUCCUCGCGAAAUGUGCCAGUGCCGGUUUGGAACAACACGCAUUCUUUAUCAGUCGUGAUUUAUUAUUCCUGCGUGAUCGUGAACGACUUCUUCGAGAACAGCUGGAAAAGAGCUCAAGUUUUCCAGAUACUCAAUUCAUAUUUCAAGUUCCUGCCCAAUUACUUCGUCAUUGGCGUGUCUAUCGAAAACACGUGUCAUACACGACCAAUUACGAACUGAUCGACACAAUACUACUCAGUCGAAGACCAUCCUCGAAUGAUCCGAUUAUUCCAGUUAAACGAUCUAUCAAACGAGUUACAACCUCUGGAGGGGUUUCAAACACCGCUACCGGCCGAAACACGCGUGAUGCAUCGUUUGAUGUCGCUUAUCCUCGCAAACCUCCGACCACCGACCGGGAAUUAGGACCGCAGGAUUUUGAAGUGCAUGCCACAGCUAGUCCGGAUCGGGCGUAUCGUCAGUCCGAUGUUCCACUGGUCGAAUUACAACAUUUAGAAGAGGCAAAUCUAAUCACGCAGCCAUUGAUGGAUGGUGAUGCAAGCGGUACACGGCUCAUUACCUUCCUGUCCCGUAUAACAGUGUUAAACAACUCGACUUUUCCACAUUUGGCGCUAACGACCGAGUUUUAUCAGGGUGCAUUCAAAGAUCAUGCUUUGAACGUGUGUGGUGAAUGCGGCAAGUGA